Cherax quadricarinatus is the source of this 6092-nucleotide messenger RNA. The record is from RefSeq and is a predicted model, not a curated record. Lineage: Eukaryota; Metazoa; Arthropoda; Malacostraca; Decapoda; Parastacidae.
UUAUUAAAUGCGGCGCUGAUUAGUCAACAAACAUGGCGGCUGUUGUGUCAGUAGGUGGCUGCCUCCUCAUCACGAUAUUCUUGUUAAUUUGGCUUUUGAUGGCCGUGAGCGGCGACCGAGUGAAGCACAAGAUUUAUGAGGACAUCCAGGGUGAUAUGGCGUGCUUCAAGAGGUUCAAUGGAACUCACGAGAUAGGGUGUACUUCCAAGUUCUCUGGGAACAUUGGUGUUGUGCACGUCGUGGAGGAGGAGGAGGACUUGGAUUGGGUGUAUGAGAAGGGUCCUCACCACCCCUAUGUCCUCGCCUUCACUCCUCGUUUCCUCACCCCUAAGGUGGUGCAUGAGGCACAACAGUCUGGUAAGGUGUCUGGUAUUGUAGUUAUGGUUCCCGACGACUACGACCCCAGCACCAACCUUCCUGAUGGCUUCUCUGGGGAGUCCCAGUGCCCCAACCAGCGACUCAGCCUCUACAAUGACUCGGCAGACUCUUCAUAUGCUGACAGUUGCCGGAAUAAGCCCUGGAAUCCUAAUGGCACUUCUCUUUUAUAUAUGUCUUGGGAUUUCCCAAUUUUUUUAGUGGACAAUCAGACAUCGAUACAAAAUAUAAAAUACUAUUUUAAGCACUUCAAUAAACCCAGUGAUGAUGGUGAACCUAGGUCAUGGCCACUUUGUUGCAUGGAGCUGAAGUCCAACAUGUUUGGUACCACCAAUACAGAAGUGUGUGUGAGGCGGCGAGCCAUUGCUGCAUCAUUAUUCCAGUCAGUGAACUUCUGUGAUCCACUCUAUGACUAUAACAUCUGGGGAGUUAUGAAACCCAUGAAUAGCUCUGAAGUAAUUCCAGAUAAGUCUGUGAUGGUUGUUGCAACUAGAAUGGAUGCAGCCACCAUGUUUGAUAACAUUUCUCCAGGUGCAAAUUCUGCAGUCUCGGGAUUAGUGACACUCAUGGUUGCUGCUGAAGCACUCUACAAGUUUAAGGAUGAUAUAAUGAAAUCAGGUAAUAACAAGAAUGUAUUGUUUGUAAUAUUCCAGGGAGAAACAUGGGGUUAUAUUGGGUCAUCGCGUAUGGUCUGGAACAUGGAGAAAGGAGAGUUUCCAGUCAAAUAUCAAGAUGAAAAAUCAGAUCAAAUGUCACAGAUCAACUUCACCCACAUUGACUACUUCAUUGAAUUGGCUCAAGUUGGUCAAGGAAUGAUGUCUUCAGGAAGUCGCUUAUUCCUCCACACAGAUCCCAUCUCCAAUGCCAAUUCUCAGGUUACAAAUGAAACUGAAUUUUUAUUGAGUCUUCUUGAGACUUGUGCUGAAAAGUCUGGCAACUUUACAUUUGAGAGAGCUAAUAAAGAUGACCCUCUGCCACCGGCAUCAUUUCAGAGCUUUUUGAAGAAGGUGAACAUAUCUGGUGUAGUUAUUACUGAUCAUAAAGAUGCUUUUAAGAAUCAUUACUAUGAAAGCAUAUUUGAUGAUUACCAUAAUGUUAAUUAUAUGACUGGAAAUACUACUGAAGUAACUGAUGAAUAUCACAAACACAUUAGUAGAGUUGCGAGUGUGUUGGCAACAACACUCUACACACAUCUUACCGGAAGCAUCAAGGUCAUCACUGCAAAUGAAACACUGACAAAUGAUCUCCUACAUUGUUAUAUGAAAAAUGUCAGUUGUCGGAUGUUCCGUGACUAUGGCGAUAGAUUAUCUCCUGAGUUCUUCAAUGACAAGCCUGCCAAGAUGUAUGUCAGUGUAAAAGGAGGAGAGAGCAGCCGAACAUUUCUUACUCUUUUAAUUUUUGCCAGUCUUUUGGGUGAGAAAGUGGAGCUGAAUGAAACCAGCUGCAAGACUGAGAGCCUCUACCAAGUUAACCAGUUGUACUAUUACUCUCUCCUCAAUAAUGGAACGUGUAUCCAGUCAACAGUAAGGAAGACUGAGGCUAUGAGUCCAGCAUUCUUGAUAGACAACUAUGAUUGGCACUCUGGUGAAUAUUCAACAUGGACAGAGAGUGGAUGGCAGUUGACAAAGAUUAUGAUCUUCUUGAAGCCUUCAGUGGCAGAGGAAGUUGGCCUAGUGUGUGGUGGAGUAGCAUCACUCUUGCUUUCAUUGGUGGUUGUCUACUUCAUGAAUUCAAGGGCAGACCUUCUCUUUGGAUUGUCCAUCCCUCCAGCUGCAUGUUAAAAAAAAUUCUAAAUAGUUUUUUAUCGAAUAUACAACACACUUUUAGAAAAAACUAGUUAUUCAUUGAAUGUAAUUUUAACAACUGCUAUAAAUUAUUAUAAACUUUUGUGCAAAUUAUGUCUUGCAAAUAACUUUCUCUGAAAAGAAAGUAAAUUAAGCCUGGUGGAUUAUAAUGAUUAUUUAUAAUUUAAUGAUUCUGCAGUACCUAAGGCUUAAAGAAAACUAUAUAAUUAGUCACUAAUAAAAGUUGCCAAAUUGUGCUGGAGGCAAAUGAUGAUGCUGUCUGAUUUUCAAGUGAAAAGAAACUGAGUGAUCAUGUCUAUGGCAAAUUAUCUAAUACAAUAUGGGAUUCAUUAUAAUGUUUAGCACUCCUGCAACUUGUGGCAAUGCUUGUGACAAAUAUGCUGCAAUAAAAAUAUUAAUUGAAUUAUUAAUGUGUCUGUUCACAAAUAGCAGGGUUUUUUAUGUGACUGCUAUUCAAACUGCUGUUGCCAAGUUUAUUGUUGCUAAUUGCCUUGAUUAUAUGUAAUUAUCAUAAUCCUUGGUGUCAUCAGUGUGUUGCAGUUACAAAAAUAUUUUCAUUUCUAUAAAGUGGUGCACCGUAUACAACUGACAUGUAUAAACUGCUGUAUAGAAAGUCCCUUGUUAUGCAGAGCUUUUUGGACAGCCUUAAAAUGAACUUAAAAUUACAAGACAGUGAGACAAUUCUAGUAAUUUACUGGAAUUAUAUAGUUUGCCAUUUGUAUCUGCAGGAGAAGAACUCUGUUCUGUUUUGACUUGGUACUAGUGAGAACCUUUUUUUUUUUCACAGAUGGCUUUUUUUUUUUUUUAUUUGAGUGGAAUACAAUGAAGUACAGUGUCUGCACUCUGAAGGAGGAGUGUUAAUGUUGCAGUUUUAUAACUAGUGUAAGCGCACCUCUGGCGAGACAGUGAUGGAGUGAAUGAUGAUGAAAGUUUUUCUUUUUCAGGUCACCCUGCCUUGGUGGAGAAGGCCAAUGUGUUAAUAAAAAUAAAAACAUUUUAUUAACAAAGUGUUAAUGAUAGUUUUAUAUUUUUUGAGUUAUUAGAAGGAAUUCGUUCAAAAUAAAAAAAUGUUCUUUUAUAAAAGAUUUACAGAACCUGAGAAAAGACAUUCAUCAGUGAAGUCUUCUUUGGUUCUCUGAUAUUCAUGACCACAAAGCACUUUCUUUGUUAAUCUGGUCACAGUUACUGUACUUCUUGGUACAGGUCCACAUCCCUUUAUCCGAAACCCUAGGGGCGAGUAUUGUUUCAAAUUUCAGAUUUUUUCAAAGUUCAGAAUGAUUCUCAAUGCCGCCACAUGGCGGUGUGACCCAGCACUGAGAUGACUGAUGUUCUACACUCCACGAAAAAACUUUGGUUUUCAAAACUUUUUAAAUUUUAGAAUUUCGGGAAAAGGAUUGUGGACUUGUACCAUAUUCUUUCUUUCUUGUUAAAAUUACUUGCAUAGACUUGGUUAAGCACCUAAAUUACUGAGGGCAUUUGAAGUCCCUCAAAUCUGUAAUCCUUGGAACGUAGGUAAGAGAAGUACAUUAUAAUCUACACCAGGAAAAUUCAAGAAGGAUUAGUCCCAACUCUCCUCCAAUUGUGCCCCGUGUAAGUAAAAGAGACUUGACAAAUGGUGAAAAAUACCCCUAAUGAAAAGCAAGAGUGUAAUGAGUACACUAAAGAAAAAGUAAGUAUGAAGAGACCAAGUUUAUGCAAUGUCCUCCCUUUAUAUAUAUUACCAAUAGACUCCUAGUUGUCUUCAGUAAAGAACUGGACAGGUUUGAAAGUCAGUGCUUAAUCAGCCAGGUCAUCCACCAGGAGACCCUGUCUGAAACAUUGCUGCAUUUUUCCAUGUUCUCUUAAUUAUUAGAAAGUGCACAUUUUUCUUAGCAAAUGAGAAAGUAUAUAUCAGUUGGAUGUUAGAAGACAAGAUAAAACAAGAUCUAUAAAGUAACAUGGGUGAACUCUUCCCAUUUAAGUGAAAGAUCUUUCUUCAUCCCUUCCAUGUGAUUUCUUUAUUAUUAUCAUUAUUUCCAUACAGUGUUUAAAUGUCAGUCCAUUUUGUUAUAAUUAUGGCAGUUACUUUGCAUUUUUGUACAGUACAUUGGAGAAAGAACUAAUAUUGUAUGCCUGGAAGUGUUAUAGUACAUCAUAACUAUCAAUAAUAUCCAUAUUUUGUUUGAGUUUGUAAUUGGUUUGUUACAGAAUUUUAGGCAUCUUAGUGAAUACUGUUACAUAUUACCAUGAUUAUUGUACCUUAUUGAAAAGGACUAGUAUAGGGUAAAAUAAUCCCUUAUUUGUUCAUAUUGAGAUAUAUAAGCAAUACUAUAUUCAGCUGAAUUGUAAUAACAGUAAUGCUGUAUAUACUGUACAGUAAACAUAGUGGAAUUCAUUGCCUGAAGCAUCAAAAGGUCCCUUAUCUGCCUAUUGAUUUAGUUAUUGUUAAAAAGCACCUCAUCUCCCUAACAUAAUUGAAACAGCAAUACGCUAAGUCAGACUAAACCAGCUUAUCCAGUUCUGUCCCUGUUCUUCCAAUCUUCCUUCAACUCCCAUAGAAAAUUAGUUACACAUCUUGUCUCAUUGUAUUUCUAUUAUAAUUAGAUAUCUUCAUGUAUAUUCACUAUCUCUAUUCAUUCAGCCCACAUAACUGAAGAUCAUCGAAUUAGUUUGAAAUAAUGAGUCGUACUUUUCAAAGUGUACCAUUUGUUCAUUAACUAUCUUUCUUAUUGUACAUAUGAUUGUAGUUAACUGCAUAAGAAAUCCUACUUAAUAGUCUUUUUAAAUCUUAAAUAACAUUUAAGCAUUAGGAUUAGUUUGCCUGAAAUGCAUUCCAUACUAGUGGCUUUCUUUUGUGCCUACCAGUGUUUUAUUACAUGUAAAUUAUAUUAUUUGUACUUCAUAUAGAAAUAAAAAUUGUAUCGAAUUAUAUUGUAGUAUGCUCUUAAUACAAGUAAUUUAUUAUACCUAAAAGAUACAGCUUUGCACCUAAAACCAAGUGUGCAUUGUAACUAAAAGCUGUGGAUUAUCCUUUGCAAAUUUCAUAAAUGCAAACCUAUAUUUCACAAUAGUGGCAUUGUUGCAACCAUAUGACACACACAGUAGAACUUCUUAUAUCUGAUUUUUUACAUAAAAUACCUUCAAAAAAAAAGUCUUCUUAAUGGACUUUUAAUCAGUGAUCAGGCAGCCAACGUGUAUACAAAUCGCAUACAUACCCAGAUGAGUCUUGCUUGCAUCUGUGCCAAGAGUACUAUGUAUAUAAUGUAUUUUUUUUUUCUCCCCACCUUCCACUUACACCGAAACAUCUUACAAAUUUCUUUUCCACAGACAGUUUAAUGGUAAUUGUUCUGAUAAGUUUGGUGCCAUUAUCUAGCAUAAAUUUUUCUGUUAAUAUAUUUGAAGUGUUAAGUCCAUUUUCAAUGACUUAAGGAAGUUUCAAAGCACAAAUGGUGUUUCUCUAAUGUGCAUAUUAGUACAUAGCCAUAAACUGUUCAGAAUAUGAGAUGCCUCUGUAAUUUAGUGGUAGGUCAUGAUCUCACGACACAGGAGUUUUUAGUUUGAAACUUGUCUGGUACAGUGUUAGGAACAGUAUAGAGUGGUACUCUGAGUUUCGAACUUUCUUCGUUCCAAAAGGCUGUUCGAGUGCCGUUAUUGAAUGAAUUUGUUCCCAUAAGGAAUAAUGUAAAUUAGAUUAGUCCAUUUCAGACCCCAAAAAUAUACUUACAAAAGCACUUACAAUAAUACAUUUACAUAUUUGGUCGAGUUGAGAGCAGUUCAAAACUCGGGGUACCACUGUAUCUUAAUUAGUAUAAAUUAUAAUUGUUCUGUAGGGUAUUUUUAGAUUAAGGAAUUUUUAAUAAUUAUUGCAAAUACUGAAAGAUGAGAGGAACUAUAAGUACAUGUUUUAUACUUUGAAUAAAUCGUCUAGUCCCA